Messenger RNA from Erinaceus europaeus (western European hedgehog), 1813 nucleotides. It is a transcript of the gene MRPL47, whose product is annotated as mitochondrial ribosomal protein L47. Bases 32 to 790 code for a protein of 252 amino acids. The record is from RefSeq and is a predicted model, not a curated record. Gene Ontology annotation, molecular function: structural constituent of ribosome. Lineage: Eukaryota; Metazoa; Chordata; Mammalia; Eulipotyphla; Erinaceidae. Gene Ontology annotation, biological process: mitochondrial translation. Gene Ontology annotation, cellular component: mitochondrial ribosome; mitochondrial large ribosomal subunit. The transcript has 7 exons.
AACCGCCUUUGUUUCAUUAAAAAAAAAAAAAAUGGCUGCCGCCAGGUUGUCUGUUUUCUGCAGAAAAGUUUCAGCUGCCGCGAAGGCUUCUAGAUCGUUUAUAAAUCUUCAGGCCCCUGCCGGCACAAGUUGCAGGUUUUCUCUUACUCUGUUGCCUAAGAAUACAGUAAAUGUCACAUCUCUUCAGCAGUGUAGAUUACUUCAUACCACAUUGUCAAGGAAAGGACUAGAAGAAUUUUUUGAUGACCCAAAGAAUUGGGGGGAAGAAAAAGUGAAAUCUGGAGCUGCAUGGACCUGUCAGCAAUUAAGGAACAAAAGUAAUGAAGAUUUACAUAAACUUUGGUAUGUUCUACUGAAAGAAAGAAACAUGCUCCUAACCCUUGAACAGGAGGCAAAGCGUCAGAGGUUGCCAAUGCCAAGCCCAGAGCGAUUAGAAAAGGUAGUAGAUUCCAUGGAUGCACUAGAUAAAGUUGUUGAGGAAAGAGAAAAUGCCUUAAGACUUCUUCAGACUGGUCAAGAGAAAGCUAGACCUGGUGCUUGGAGAAGAAACAUCUUCGGAGAAAUCAUCUGGCACAAGUUCAAGCAGUGGCCUAUCCCGUGGUACCUAAAUAAAAGAUACAACAGGAAGCGAUUCUUUGCGAUGCCUUAUGUGGAACGUUUUGUCAGAUUGAGACUUGAGAAACAAAUUCGCAUCAAAACAAGGAAGAUAAAUUUACAGAAAAGGAAAGAAAAAAUUCUUCAGGAGAAGUUUCCACAGCAUACUAAAGCACUGAAAUCAAGUCUUGUCUAAGACAUUAGAACUUUUUUUUUUUUUUUAACCAGAACACUGCUCAUUUCUAGCUUAUGGUGGUGCCAGGGGAUUGAACAGGGGACAGCUGGUGCUUCAAGCAUGAAAGUCCCUGACCCUAACUUACCAUGUUGCCCCCCCCAUUGGCCUAUAAACAAAAGUAAAUAUAUUUUAAAAUGUCUUACAAAGCCAAAUGACUGUUGUUGUUAUUGUUUUAAGAUGGAGGCAGAAUGAAAGAGACCACUGCACCGAAGUGUCCUUCAAACCUGGGUUGCACACACAGCAAAGCAGCUUGCUGUCCAAAUAACUGGUUUUGCCAGCAGAUUUGAUUGUUUAAGUGUUACUACAGCACACUAAUGCUUCUACCAAAACUUUAAAGUCAGAUAGAAAAUCCAGGUUAAAAUUCCUGUUUUUUAAAUUCUGACAUUUGGACAUCUUAGUAUUUGCAUAUCAUGAGUAUCUUAAAGUGGUAUAAAUGAUGUCAACUGCUCCUUUAAAGGCAAAAGGCUUUAAAAAAAAAUUAAGGUCACUUUAAGCAGCAAAUCACAACACACAACAUUUCAAAAAUGUGUUUCUGGAAUAGCUAGUAAUUUUUAUUUUGCAAGCCUGAGGUAAAAAGCAUAGGCAAUAAGCUUUACUAGUUAAUAAAAGUAAUUCUACCAACCCACUGAUAAUAUACUAAACAGAGUUGGAAAGCAUUUUACUGAAAGCAAAAUAUUUAGAGAAAAUAGACAUUUAUACAAAAUUAUAAAAUGCUUGUAUUAAGAAUAAGUGCAUUUGCACAAACUUAAUUUAUAGAACCAGUUAAAGCCUUAAAAAUUUAAAUGGGAAUUGAAAUAUGCAAAAAUGUAUAAACAUUCUACAAAAGAUGGUCAAUCUUUUCCUGAGUAUACUAAAGCUAUGAAACAUAAGGUGACACAGGAAGGCAGAGAUGUGGGAGCUCCUCAAGGGCAUUUCCUUUCUACACACUGCUUCCCUCCUUCUUCAUACUCUUGCUUGGAAAUCCACAUCUGUUGAAAGGUGCCC